CUGCCCACUAGUGUGUGGACGGUGGUGGGGUGUGCAGUGGGGGCUGGGGCCUGAGCUCUCUCCUCUCCUGCAGGGGCAGAAUCCUUUUGAGCUGGCCUUCUCCCUAGACCAGGCUCAUCACGGGGAGACUGACUUCAGCCUGGAGUGCCCAACCCGCCCUGACAUGCCCGCGAGUCAGCCCAUCGACAUCCCCGAUGCCAAGAAGAGAGGCAAAAAGAAGAAGAGGUGCCGGGCCACCGAUAGCUUUUCAGGCAGGUUCGAAGACGUCUACCAGCUGCAGGAGGACGUGCUGGGGGAGGGCGCCCACGCGCGCGUGCAGACCUGUGUCAACCUGAUCACCAACCAGGAGUACGCCGUCAAGAUCAUUGAGAAGCAGCCGGGCCAUAUUCGGAGUAGGGUUUUCCGGGAGGUGGAGAUGUUGUAUCAAUGCCAGGGACACAGGAACGUCCUAGAGCUGAUUGAGUUCUUUGAGGAGGAGGACCGCUUCUACCUGGUGUUUGAGAAGAUGCGGGGUGGCUCCAUCCUGAGCCACAUCCACAAGCGGCGGCACUUUAACGAGCUGGAGGCCAGCGUGGUAGUGCAGGACGUGGCUAGCGCUCUGGACUUCCUGCACAACAAAGGUGGGUGGCAGGUGGCUGCUCAGGGGGCCACCUGCCUGAGGGGUCCCUGGAUGUCCAGCCUUGUAUCCAGUCCACCUGCCCAGGACUCCUGGAAGAUGUGUUCACCCACCCUUGACCUGCUCCCAUGUUUCCUGGUUCUCCCUACAGGCAUCGCCCACAGGGACCUCAAGCCGGAAAACAUCCUCUGUGAGCAUCCCAACCAGGUCUCCCCUGUGAAGAUCUGCGACUUUGAUCUGGGCAGUGGCAUCAAACUCAACGGGGACUGCUCCCCCAUUUCCACUCCCGAGCUGCUCACCCCGUGCGGCUCCGCCGAGUACAUGGCCCCCGAGGUGGUGGAGGCCUUCAGCGAGGAGGCUAGCAUCUACGAUAAGCGCUGCGACCUCUGGAGCCUGGGCGUCAUCCUCUACAUCCUGCUCAGCGGCUACCCGCCCUUCGUGGGCCACUGCGGCAGCGACUGCGGCUGGGACCGCGGCGAGGCCUGCCCAGCAUGCCAGAACAUGCUAUUUGAGAGCAUCCAGGAGGGCAAGUACGAAUUUCCUGAGAAGGACUGGGCCCACAUCUCCUUCGCUGCCAAAGACCUCAUCUCGAAGCUCCUUGUCCGUGACGCCAAGCAGAGACUGAGCGCUGCCCAAGUCCUGCAGCACCCCUGGGUGCAGGGGUGCGCCCCGGAGAACACCCUGCCCACGCCCAUGGUCCUGCAAAGGAACAGCUGUGCCAAAGACCUCACUUCAUUCGCGGCGGAGGCCAUUGCCAUGAACCGGCAGCUGGCCCAGCGCGAGGAGGACGCGGCCGAGGAGGUGGGGCAGGACCAGCCCGUGGUCAUCCGAGCUACCUCACGCUGCCUGCAGCUGUCCCCGCCCUCCCAGUCCAAAUUGGCCCAGCGGCGGCAGCGAGCCAGCCUGUCCGGAGCCCCCGUGGUCCUGGUGGGAGAUCACGCGUGACGCCCUCCUUCCCUCUGUACAUAGGCCGCCCCUCCCCCCGUCAAAUCUAAAGGUUUUUUUAAGCUAUUGCCCGCGGGUGACCAGCGGGCUGCCCUCCCCCAGGCUGGAUUCCGAGGCGCUAAUAAGCUCAGCUGGGGGGGAUCUUUUUAUAUAAGGUUUUUGCUGUUGGGUUUUUCUUUCUUUUUUUUUUUUCUUCUGUUUCCCGCCGUACCCUCCUUUUUUUCUUUUAAUGGUGUUAAAAGCAAAGCCGGCGCCCGGGGAGGAGAGCGGAGCGGCGUGCGGCUGGGUGGGCGCCCUCCCGCCGCCGCCGCCCCCGGGCCGGCCUGCCGGGUACUGUGAAGGCCCCUCCGCGCCGCCCGCGGGCCUCAGGGGAGGAGUGCGUAGCCGUCUUCCGGGGCCAGGGCCGGGCCGGACCGCCCGCCCCCUCCCCAGCCCGCACAGUGUUUUCAGGGACAGGUUGACCCCCACCUCCCCUUGAUGAGACGGUCGCUCCUUCCUUCCCCCACCGACACCCUGGUGGCAGGGCGGGGGCUUCUCAGGUCUCCCCCUGUCGCGGGAGUGGAGCCUGGGUGCGGGCGGCAGGAUGGGCAGGAUGGCCCACUGGACGCCCUGCCGACGGCCACUGGGGGCUCCCUCGAACCUUGACCUUAAGCUGCAGCUGACGGCCCCUCCCCCGGCCUCUCCCCCAGGACCGCCCGCCUGGGAGGGUGGCUCCAGAAGUGGGGGGGGCUGGGCGGGCGCCCGUCGGCCAACGCGGGGGUCCCGUGGACCCCCGCCCGGGCACCCGAGUGCCCCUUCUCAGGGCUCAGUCUGACCACGGCCACGUCCUGCCCCGUCGCUCCUCGGGUCUGGCGCGGAAGCUCUGUCAGCCCCCCACCCCGGGUCUCGCGGAAUCCCCCCCGUCGGGCGGCGCUCCUGCCCCGCCCACCUUCAGGAAAACCGCCCCUUCCGCCCGCCCGCGCCGCAGUCGGACGCCGCGUGAACCGCCGUGCUCGGGGAGGCUCUGGCGCCCUUCGGCCUCGGGCGGGAGACACUAUGCAAUACAGGCUUCGUUUUCUACGUGCACACUUGCUUCUGCCGCCGGGGCGUGCCGGGGUCUGGGCCGGCCUCGCGGGCAGCCGCCCGGACAGCCCUCUGGCUUCUGGUUGGUUGUCCUGUUUCGUUAGUUUUCUAAAACAUCAGUUGACAUCCUUUCCCUGUUUUCGAAGAAUACUUGAAUGUGGGGGGGAGGUUCCUGAGGCGUGGGGGUCUCGGACGCCGUCUCUGGGGCCCCCCAAGUCUCAUUGCAGUCCGUGGUGGUUGGUGGGGGGCCGCCGCCUCCUCCCCGCCCCGUCCGCCCGGAUCUGUGGACUGGCCUUUCCAAAGACUCCGGGGGUGGAGAGGCCGCCCACCCCAUCACUUCUCGCCCAUCGGUGAUUCCACAUUUUGCAACUGGGGAUUCUGCCUUUUUAUAAAAAACAAAUGGACUCUCGCCCACUUCAGGCGCCGUGGCCAUUUUACUGGGGAAUGCUGAGCUGUGAGCAGCUUUUUUUUUUCAAAGGUGGGACAGCCACUUCCUCCCCCUGUCACAUGGACAGUGCAGCUGGAGGACUGGUCAGAACCGUUACUGUGAAUGAGUGGCCUGGGUCCCAGGCUGCUCUGGCGCUGGGGGAAGGGGGGAACAGCAGUGUUUCAAUGUUAACGUGUGAAAAAAACAAAAAAAACUUAAAUUUUUUUAAAGUGGGGGAAAAACAUCCAAGCACUUUAACUCCACUGUACCAGGUGAACUGAUACAGCUCAAAAGUUUUUCUUUACACCAACUGUCAAUGCCGGAAUUUUGUAUUCUGUUUUGUAAGGAUUUAAUAAAAGUCAUAAAAACUUG
Messenger RNA from Vicugna pacos (alpaca), 3422 nucleotides. NCBI's taxonomy places the organism in Eukaryota, Metazoa, Chordata, Mammalia, Artiodactyla, Camelidae. The record is from RefSeq and is a predicted model, not a curated record.